Sipha flava (yellow sugarcane aphid) is the source of this 2010-nucleotide messenger RNA. RefSeq names its product cleft lip and palate transmembrane protein 1 homolog. The transcript is spliced from 11 exons. NCBI's taxonomy places the organism in Eukaryota, Metazoa, Arthropoda, Insecta, Hemiptera, Aphididae. Gene Ontology annotation, cellular component: membrane; endomembrane system. The record is from RefSeq and is a predicted model, not a curated record. Bases 1 to 1827 code for a protein of 608 amino acids.
AUGACCGAGGUGGCUAGGAGAAAUGACGCGGAAACGCAGCCGGACAAUGGGGCUGGAGAAGUGGAACCAACACAGGGUGAUCAACAACAACCCCAACAAGGACGAUUUAAUAUGUUUUUUUCUGUUGUAAAAACAUUAAUUGUUCGAUCACUAAUUAUAUAUUUUAUUACAACAAUGUUUAAAAAACCAGCUGCUGUACCUCCUGAUGGCGUUGCACCUGUUGUUGAUUCAGUUCCAAAUACCAAUCUCUUUGAAUAUGGUACAUAUUUUGAUAUGUAUGUGUAUUUAUCAGAAGACAGUUAUAUGAGUGAAAUAGAUGAUAAAGAACUUAUUUGGAAAAAAACUGAUUUAAUAUAUGGAGACUGGGAUUCAGGCCCUAAUAAUGAUGGUACCUAUUCUAUUCAAACAUCAUUUACUCCAUCCAAAAAUUUGCAAAAUAAUGGAUCAAUUUAUUUACAUGUAUAUUUCAUUAAAAAGACUAGUAAAAAUAUAAGUAAAAAAGAUCCAUUUGUGGUACAUGCAUCUAAACAGUUGAAUAAGUUUAAAAAAGUUAAAUUUUUAAAAACUCAUAAUUUACUAACUGGUGAAACAUCUGCCACUCCAGAACAAAUUGAAAAAGCAGAAAAAAUUGAGACUGAAAUAGUAUCACACUGGCAUCCAAAUCUUACUAUUUGUUUAGUAACAGAUCAAACAAAUUGGACUAAAGGAUCUCUUCCCCAACCAUUUAGUGAAUAUCUAGAAUUUUUACCAAACCAUCGAUAUAAGCCUAUGGUUUAUUUUAAUGAUUUUUGGAAUAUGCUCAGGGAUUACCAACCAAUAAAUGAAACAGUAAAACAACUGGACUUAACAUUAACAUUCCAACCAUUGUCAUUAUUUAAAUGGCAAAUGUUUUCGGCUCAAACGAUGCGAAAUAAAUGGACUUCUGGAUUCCUUGGUGAUACUUUUGGAUCCGAAAGUAAUGAAGAUGAUCAAGAUCAGGAUUCGUUAAAAGAAGCUUUACUGGAGACAUCUCCUUAUAUUCUGGCUGCUACAAUCAUUGUAUCUAUAUUACAUAGUGUUUUUGAAUUAUUAGCAUUUAAAAAUGAUAUUCAAUUUUGGAAAGAACGUAAAUCUUUAGAAGGUUUAUCUGUACGUGCAGUAUUUUUCAAUGUGUUCCAAUCUCUCAUUGUACUACUGUAUGUACUUGAUAAUGAUACAAACACUAUCAUCCGUAUUAGUUGUUUUGUUGGUUUAGGUAUUGAAUGUUGGAAAAUCAACAAGGUGUUGGAUAUAAGUUUAGAUAGACAAUCAAGGUACUUAGGUAUUAUUCCAAAAAUAACCUUUAAGGAAAAAGGAUCCUAUGCUGAAUCCAGCACAAAAGAUUAUGAUCGAUUAGCCUUUAAAUAUUUAUCUUGGGUAUUGUUCCCUCUUCUUGCUGCAUAUGCUAUUUAUUCGUUAGUCUACGAAGAACACAAAGGAUGGUAUUCUUGGGUGCUCAACAUGUUAUAUGGUUUCUUGCUUAUGUUUGGUUUUAUUACAAUGACUCCGCAAUUAUUUAUUAAUUACAAACUUAAAUCUGUUGCCCAUCUCCCUUGGAGAAUGAUGUCAUAUAAGUGUUUAAAUACAUUUAUCGAUGAUAUAUUUGCAUUUGUAAUAAAAAUGCCAACUAUGUACCGUUUGGGUUGUUUUAGAGAUGAUGUUGUAUUUUUCAUAUUUUUAUAUCAAAGAUGGAUAUAUAGAGUAGAUCCUACGAGAGUAAAUGAAUUUGGAUAUGCUGCUGAAUCACCUGAAGAACAGCCAGAAGCUAUUGAAGGAAAGAAAACUGAAGAUGACAAAAAGAAUGAUUAAUAUAAACCAACAGUUAGUAGAUACCUUUUUUAUUUAUAUAAUGUAUCAAACAAACAUAAAAAAAAAAUUGAAAUAUAACAGUUUAAGUAAUGUACUGCUUUAGUAAUUUAAUGAUCUUUAAAGAUCAACUAUUAUUCUAUUAUAAUUGUGAGUUCUUAUGAUUAUAUUAAGGUUUUUUUUUUU